Messenger RNA from Gadus macrocephalus (Pacific cod), 3736 nucleotides. Its product is annotated as cadherin-like protein 26. The record is from RefSeq and is a predicted model, not a curated record. Gene Ontology annotation, molecular function: cadherin binding; calcium ion binding. Gene Ontology annotation, cellular component: catenin complex; plasma membrane; adherens junction. The coding region runs from base 142 to 2655 and encodes 837 amino acids. The transcript is spliced from 20 exons. Gene Ontology annotation, biological process: cell morphogenesis; multicellular organism development; adherens junction organization. NCBI's taxonomy places the organism in Eukaryota, Metazoa, Chordata, Actinopteri, Gadiformes, Gadidae.
AUCCUUUCAUAUAUUUUUUUAUCUCUUAAUCAGCAUUUGCUCCUCCCAUGUGAAUAUAUUCUGCAGCUCAUAUAUCUUUGCUUAUUUUUUACAAAGACACAGACACAGCAAGCUUUAGUGCUGUUCUGCUGUACUCCCAACAUGGACACAAUAUCUUCCAGCUUCCUCGUCAUCCUGUUUCUAGGAAUAAACUAUUCAUCGUCAGAUAUUUUGCAUCGGCAGAAAAGAACCUGGAUAAUAGAUACUUUUUCAAUCGAAGAGGAAUACAGUGGAACUCAUCCGUAUGUACUCGGCAAAAUUGAACUGGAGAAUAAGUUCGCAGUUAUGAAGCUGCAUGGUCAGGGAGUCGAUGAGGAGCCCAAGGGGAAACUGGAAAUUGAUCCAAACACAGGGAUUAUCACCGUGCUCGGCAAAUUGGACUAUGAGAAAAACCAAAAACUUAUGCUGAAAUUUGAGGCAGUCGACAGGCUUACAAACGUCGUGGACACCAAACUUUCUGUUGAGGUGCAAAUCUUGGACGUAAAUGACAAUGUUCCUACUUUUACACAAACGUAUUAUAUGGUCCAUAUGAAAGAGUCAGUCCCACAAGGUUCAUAUGUGAUCGUUGUUUCUGCCACGGAUUUAGACAACAGAAACAGCAACAAUGGCACGUUUGACUUCAAGAUCGUGUCCGUCACCCCAGAGUCCUCUGACCUGGAAUUCUACAUGGAAAAGAACAGUGGUUAUGGAAACAUCUCAUUUAGAGGGUGUCUGGACUAUGAGAAAUCAAAGACGUACACUAUCCUGGUGGAGGUGAAAGACCACGGGGAAGCGAUUCAGCUGUCAAGCACCUGCACCGUGGUUGUCAAUAUCGAUGACGAAAACAACCACCUUCCCGUCUUCACAGGGCCCUCGCAAAGUGCAACUCUGGAAGAAGGGAUAGUAGGCGUGGAGGUUUUACGCAUGCAAGCGACGGACAGAGACACCAAGGGCACAGAUGCCUGGAAGGUCAAUUAUGUCAUCCAUGGAAAAAGUGGUGUAAACUUCAGAAUCGUCACAGAUCCAGAGACAAAUGAAGGGGUCUUGUCCGUGAUAAAGCCCUUGGACUACGAGGACCAAUCGCUUUUGAACUUGACCAUUAGUGUGGAGAAUUUUGGGAAAUAUUUUUCAUGCAAGGUUGUGAACAAGAAUGUAAACAGCAUUGGUCAUUGGAAAGUGUUGACAACGAAUGAGAAGCCUGAGCUGUCCACAAAGGUUGUAAUAUUGAAUGUUUUAGAUGUGAACAGCCCACCCGUAUUCAAACCCAAGAACAAAACAGUGACGGUGUAUGAGGACAUUUCUGUUGGGUAUAAUCUAGGGGCUAUGACAGCAGUUGACAGGGAUGUGGCACAUGGAAACAAGAUUCGUUAUUUCAAAGGAGAGGAUCCUGCCAAAUGGGUGACUGUGGAUCCAAAGAACGGUGUCAUAACAACGGUCAAAACAUUAGACAGAGAAUCAUCUGAUGUUAAAAAAGAUAUAUAUGCAGUCACUGUGUUUGGUGUUGACGACGGUGAGCCUCCGGCAACUGGAACCGGAACCCUGUUCAUACACCUGAGAGACCGAAAUGACAACACUCCCCUACUGGACGCCACAUCGAUUGGAAUAUGCAUCUCCGAUAACGACGCGGAUUCCAAAGCAAUCAUCACUGCCUUUGAUCAUGAUGUGGAGCCCUUCGGCGGGCCCUUCACCUUCAAACUCCUCGGAGACGUGGAGGACAAGUGGAGGAUUGAGCCUGAAUAUGGGUACUCUGUCAACCUCUUCCGGGAGGACCGGAUCCCCACCGGGCAACAUGUGGUUCAGCUGAAGGUGUCUGAUCAGCAGGACAACUCUGCUCUGCACAACGUCACCGUGAUUGUGUGUGAAUGCGCGGCUACCAACAUCGGGGGUAUGCCCAGCUGUCUGGAACGCCAACGCUCCAGCUCCAUCGGUUUCAGCGGAGCCGCUCCGAUAGGGUUUAUUGCCAUUCUUCUCCUACUAGGUAUAUUGCUUUUGGGGCUUCUACUAUCGUGCAAGAAAGAGGUUAUGCUCAUGCCAGAUGAAGGGACGGAACAAAACCUGAUUUGCUCAAACUCAGAGCAGCGGGGAAGCGACUGCAAGAUGUCAUUGAAAGCCUUACACGAGAGGGAGGACAGGAUCCAGAGGACUUGCGUGCCCGACAUUGGCUACCAGUUCCAGACUGCUGAUUUGGAUAACGAUGUCUUUCCAAAGUUGAACACUUCCUUUUGCGACACUCACAAUGGCUAUACAAGUGCAAACUCUUUCAUGGGGGGAGCUCAAAAUGGCUCAACUAGGAUAAACUCUUCCAUGAGAAGAACAAACGUUUCCUUUCGGGGAACUUCGAACGGCUACACAGGGACCAACGGCGAACAUCAUGCCGCUUUGGAAGACAUUUUAGAGCAACGCAACUACCUGCAACAAUUUAUAGACAGGAGAGUCGGGAUCCUCCAGUCCCCAGGGGAGGAGUUGGGAGACUACGCCCCUCACCUGUACGGUGAGGAGGGCCACCCAGACAGCAGCCAACCGCUGGAGCCCAUCCCCAUCCAGGAGGUCCACUUCCACCCAGACAUGCUGCAGUACCUGGACACAAAAUUCAACACGCUGGCCUCCCUCUGCAGCCCCGAAAUUAAAUCCUCGUAAACAUGUACGUGAGCACACAGAUGCAUGCAUAGACGCAUUUACACCCACCCACACCCACACACAUAACACGCUGGUAUCGGAGCCAACGGAUAAACUUCUAAGUAAAUAUUUGACUAAAUUACUUAAUAAUUAAUUAACUCCCACAGCCCAAGGUGAACAACAGUGUGUAAUACACUGCUUUAUUGAAUGAAUUACUUCCAAAUAUUUGUUUGAAAUAUUGGGCCAAGUAAGACAAAAGAAGUUUAACAUAGUUUGAUAAACAUAGUGUGACAAGUUAAUAGUUUUUCUUAGACUGCCAAAUUCCACCAAGUGGAAUGACUUAAAUCACUAAGAUAUAUGUACUGAAAUAUAUGUCUAUUUUUUGUGUAGUGUAGAGUUAUUUAGUGUAAAGCUCUGUGUGCUUUCCUGUCGCGUGAACAUUCCUUGCAACUAUCUUGAUGCAUUUCACCAUAACAUUAACAAUAAACACAACUGGUUCCAUGGUUAUUCUAGCAUUUUUGGUCAGGAAGUACCAAGAUGGUGGCUUGCACUUAUCUGAGCGAAACCUUGAUAUUAUCUAUGUAUUUCAGAAAAACAGAGAUAACUAUACUUAUAAUAUUUUAAGUUGUUGCUUCUUUUUGACACUUAGUCAUGAAGCUCUUUUUUGUAGCUGGACUUUAAUUUUGGGUGUAGGUUUGUUAUUUAUUAUGGGCUGUUAUUGUAAGCAACUGUGUAAAAAAGCAUCUGAAUGUAAUGCAUAUGUUGCCAAGUAUGGAAUCUUAGCAACAAUUAGUCCUGUCUGUGUUGUGAGAUUGUGGUAAAUGGGGCGCAUGGCAAAUUACAAUAUAGCUGGGGAGCCCCAAAGUGACAAUUUUUCAUCAUCAUUUCAUACAUUUUUUACUCUGCUAGUGGGUCUGUUUUUUUUGGAGGAAUUUAAGUUUUUCUACCCUGUUAACUAGAUGAUAAUUAGGCUUAGAGCCCCUGAUAACCUGUGCAAAACAAAAAAAAAAGUAUGUAAAAGUCGAAUGUCUUAUUCAGCCUAUAACCAUAUUUGUAUACAAAGAAACUUUCAUAAAAAAAAAUAAAAAAAGUGUGACUUCAA